Messenger RNA from Python bivittatus (Burmese python), 1242 nucleotides. Its product is annotated as keratin, type I cytoskeletal 17. NCBI's taxonomy places the organism in Eukaryota, Metazoa, Chordata, Lepidosauria, Squamata, Pythonidae. Gene Ontology annotation, molecular function: structural molecule activity. Gene Ontology annotation, cellular component: cytoskeleton. Gene Ontology annotation, biological process: intermediate filament organization; epithelial cell differentiation. The record is from RefSeq and is a predicted model, not a curated record.
AUGCCUACUACUUUUUCCAGCCACAGUGUGUCCUUUCCUGGAAGCAUCCAGGGACCCAGGGGAAGAAGCCUGCUUGCCUUAGGCAGGUCUCAGGCAGUGCCAAGUAUCCAUAGGGCUACUGGGAACAUGGCUAAGGAUGGGCUGUCACGUGGCUAUGGGCAGGCAUUUAUGGACACAAAUACUCUGGACAUGAAUGAAAAGGGCACCAUGAAAAAUCUGAAUGACCGCCUGGCUGCCUACCUAGACAAAGUGCUCUCCCUUGAGAAAUCUAACAUGCAACUGGAGCAGAAUAUCCAAGAGUUCUAUAUGAAACGAGCAUCAGCUGGUACCCACGGUCUGAGUGACUAUUUUAAUGCCAUGACCCAGCUGAAGUCCGAGAUUCAGAAGGAGACCUUGAAAAAUGCUGGACUGCUCUUACAGAUUGAUAAUGCUAGACUUGCUGCUGCUGAUUUCAGGGUGAAGCUGGAAUCUGAGGUAGCUCUGCGCCUGUCUAUGGAGGGAGACCUUGGGGGACUACGCAAGGCCCUUGAAGAACUGAAUGCAAGUCGAGCUAGCUUGCAUGUGCAAGCUGACAAUCUCCAAGAGGAGUUGGCCUGCCUCAAAAGAAACCACAAGGAGGAUGUGGCUUCUCUCCAGGGGCGUCUGGGGGGCACUAUCAAUGUGGAGGUUGACUCCAUGCCUGGCACUGAUUUACAAAAAAUCCUGGGUGAGAUCCGUGACCAGUAUGAGGGUGUCAUGGAGAAGAACCACCAGGAAGCUGAAGCUUUGCACCAAUCCCAGUGUGAUGCGCUCAAUCAGGAGGUUUCUGUCAGCACUGAAGCCCUACAGAGUGCUCAGAUGAAGAUCACGGAGCUGAAACGGCUGGCCCAGGCUUUGGAGAUUGAACUGCAGUCCCUUUGGAGCAUGAAAGGAGCCCUUGAGGGGACCCUGGCUGAGGUGGAAUCCCGUUAUGGGAUGCAGUUGUCACAGCUACGUGAUCUUGUGGCUGCCCGGGAGGCGGAGCUGCUGCAACUGAGGUCUGGGGCCCAGCACCAAGCUGAGGAUUAUAAGCGGCUGAUGGAUAUCAAGAACAGACUGGAGCAGGAGAUAGCAACCUACCGGUGCCUUCUUGAAGGGUCUGAAUCUGAGCCACUGACUACUCCAGAGCCUUCUGUAAGCCGUCGGGUGAAGACUGUCAUUGAAGAACUGGUAGAUGGUAAGGUGGUGUCAUCCUGUGUGGAGGAGGUGGAGCACCAGCUUUGA